GAAAAAACAGAAAACUAGUUGAAAAUCCAUUAUUAUUAUUAUGGCUUCCGUUCUCCCUUAUCUUUUUCAUUUUCACUCUCCGCUCUCUCCGUUCCCCUUUUCUCACACCUCAACCUCAACCUAGACCUCAAAACCCUCUUUUCCAAUUCUGAAAAUUCCACCCAUUUCACUUCCAUGACAUGAAUCAAUUCAAAUUCUAAAUUAUAAUAUUUUCUCAUCACCAAAUUUAAAAGAAAAAAUGAAAAGGGAUCACCAAGAAACCUACGGCGGAAGCGGAAGAGUGAGUGGAAACAAGACAACCACCACAAACAACAAGAGCAACUUUGUUAGUGUGAAAGAAGAGUGUUCAUCAAUGCAGAACAAUUCCUUAAACGGAAAAUCAAACAUGUGGAGGGAAGAGAAAGAAAACAGUGGCGGAAUGGACGAGUUUUUAGCAGCUUUAGGUUACAAAGUCCGUUCAUCGGACAUGGCUGACGUGGCACAAAAACUUGAACAACUUGAGAUGGUUAUGGGUUGUGCUCAAGAAGAUGGAAUUAACCACCUUUCUUCAGACACAGUUCAUUACGACCCAGCCGAUCUAUAUUCAUGGGUUCAAACCAUGCUCACAGAACUUAACCCUUCAAACACAAAUCUCAUCGAUCCUUCUUCUCUUUUACAAGAUAAUAAUAUUAAUAAUAAUAACCUACCAAUCGAUGACCCUUUAGAUUCUUCUUCUUCUUCUUCUAUUCUCAACAACACAUUCAACGAUGACUCUGAAUAUGACCUCAGUGCUAUUCCUGGAAUGGCCGUAUACCCACCUCAAUACCAUAACCAAGAAAACGAAAUCGAAAAUAAAAUUGUUAACAGCAACAAGAGAUUGAAGACUUGGGGGAAUAAUGAAUCUGAAACGGAGUCCAAUGAUGUUUUACCGGCGUUAUCUCCGCCGGCGGAACAUACUAGACCGGUGGUUCUCGUUGACUCACAGGAAACUGGUGUUCGUCUUGUUCAUACUAUGAUGGCUUGCGCUGAAGCGAUUCAGCAAGAGAAUCUGAAGCUUGCAGACGCGCUUGUGAAACAUAUAGGGUUGUUGGCUUCGUCGCAAACCGGAGCUAUGAGAAAAGUCGCUUCGUAUUUCGCACAUGCUCUUGGUCGUAGAAUCUACGGAAGCUUCCCUGAAGAAACAAUGGAUUCGUCUUUCUCCGAUGUUCUUCACAUGCACUUUUAUGAAUCUUCUCCUUAUCUAAAAUUCGCUCAUUUCACUGCAAAUCAAGCUAUUCUAGAAGCUUUCGCCGGCGCCGGGAGAGUCCACGUCGUCGAUUUUGGACUCAAACAAGGGAUGCAGUGGCCGGCGCUUAUGCAAGCACUAGCAUUGCGCCCCGGUGGUCCGCCGACUUUCCGGUUAACCGGAAUCGGACCGCCGCAGCCGGAUAAUACUGACGCUUUGCAACAAGUGGGUUGGAAAUUGGCUCAGCUUGCUCAAACUAUUGGGGUUCAGUUCGAAUUUCGUGGAUUCGUUUGCAACAGUUUAGCGGAUCUUGACCCGAAUAUGCUUGAGAUCCGACCCGGUGAAGCCGUUGCUGUUAACUCUGUUUUCGAGCUUCAUUCUAUGUUGGCCCGACCCGGAUCCAUUGAAAAGGUACUCAACACGGUUAAAAGGAUUAAGCCUAAGAUUGUUACUAUCGUCGAACAAGAAGCGAACCACAACGGACCGGUUUUCGUGGACCGGUUCACGGAGGCCUUACAUUAUUACUCGAGUUUAUUUGAUUCGCUGGAAGGUUCGUCUUCUAAUUCAUCUUCCUCGACCGGGUCGGGUUCGUCGGGUCAGGAUCUGUUGAUGUCGGAGCUUUAUUUAGGGAGGCAAAUAUGCAACGUGGUGGCUUAUGAAGGAGUGGACCGUGUCGAACGACACGAGACAUUGAGCCAGUGGAGGUCGAGGAUGGGUGCGGCUGGGUUCGACCCGGUUCAUUUAGGUUCGAACGCGUUUAAACAAGCGAGUACGUUGUUGGCAUUGUUUGCAGGUGGUGAUGGGUAUAGAGUGGAAGAGAAUAAUGGAUGCCUUAUGCUUGGGUGGCACACGAGGUCACUCAUUGCUACCUCCGCGUGGAAGCUUCCACUCAGUGAGUCAUAGUGAUUUGACUCGGGGUACCUUGAGUUAGGAAAAGAACUGAGAACGAGUUUUGGUGAGGUGACAUUCAAUGUACGGGUCAAUGGGGGUGGUGGAUUGGUUAAAACUUUGAUCUUGAUGAAUGAAAAAGUGACUCAGUGAGCGAGUGAGUGAGGCGGGGGAUAAAUAAAGUAAAACAAAAAAGAAUGUAAAAAAUCCAAAGUCUUGUAAUUUGUAAUUGUACUGUUAAUUUCGUUAUUACUAAUGGUUUUCUGCCUCUAAAUUAUAUAAUAAUUUGUUUAAUUCUUAAA
Messenger RNA from Cicer arietinum (chickpea), 2394 nucleotides. RefSeq names its product DELLA protein 1. The record is from RefSeq and is a predicted model, not a curated record. Lineage: Eukaryota; Viridiplantae; Streptophyta; Magnoliopsida; Fabales; Fabaceae.